Messenger RNA from Solea solea (common sole), 2166 nucleotides. RefSeq lists its product as uncharacterized. The coding region runs from base 425 to 1345 and encodes 306 amino acids. Gene Ontology annotation, biological process: regulation of DNA-templated transcription; circadian rhythm. Gene Ontology annotation, molecular function: DNA-binding transcription factor activity; DNA binding. The record is from RefSeq and is a predicted model, not a curated record. Lineage: Eukaryota; Metazoa; Chordata; Actinopteri; Pleuronectiformes; Soleidae. The transcript has 2 exons. Gene Ontology annotation, cellular component: nucleus.
UUAAAUAUAACUACAGAAAUGCAAGUCUAUCCAACUUGAUCCAGUUAACUAGUUUCAGUCUCACCUGUUUGUUUGACUGUGUGGCGACAAUGUUGCUGUCUUGGAUUUCCGCUCCGUGGAUCAGAAGACGCCAUUGGCUGCUGUCACACAGUAAAAGCACGCGCCCGCCGCCAAGCAGUCAUGUCAUGCUGCAGCUCUGCUCUCUUCGGCAACGCUCAGUCUGACCGUGACUGACAGACAGACAAGAAGAAGCACAGCCGUCUCCACGCAAACAGGUGACAUCCACACAACCUGGAAUCUGUUUACUUUCCGAUUAAGUUCGUCCGGGGUUUUUUGUUUCGUUUGUUUUUUAAAUAAACGAAACUAAAAAUACAAGUGUUAAACCUGAUCCUUUCUACAUCAUCUGUCAUCCUUUCUGAGUGUCAUGUCCACACUGACGAGCCCCGGUGCCUCAUGCCAAACCUCCUCCUCCUCUUUGGUUGACAGCAGCAGCGUCACCGAGCCUCUUGCAGCCCAACCUGGACUCCUGCUCUCAGUGACUGGCUCCUCCCCACUGCGUUUACGGACCUGUAGCAGACCAGUAAGACGGCGAAAGAGAACGAUGACCCCCAUGUACAAGAAAGACUCCACCUACUGGGACAAGCGGCGAAAGAACAAUGAGGCGGCGAGGAGGUCCAGGGAGAGACGCAGGCUGAAUGACCUGAUGAUGGAGGGUCAGUUGCUGGCCCUCAAUGAGGAGAACGCACAGUUACGCGCUCAUCUCAGUCUGCAGUAUCACACCAGUGUGAGUGCAGGCAGAAGCAAAGCUGCUUCACCUGUUGGUGCAACUUUCACUUCACCUGUGGUUGCUCCAUUGUCCUUAUCACCCAGAAACCCAGCUUAUUCCCGGGCAGGACACUGGGUGAACGGUGGGGAUGCCACAGCCUCCAUCCUGAGUGUGAGGCAUCAAGACAAUCGUCCUUGUGAAACAGACGUGUCUUGUUUUGGCACAACUGAAGCUGAUGGUGUGUUCAAAGGUGCCACCGCCUCUCUGCAGGGUCUGAGGUCAGCGGAGGCAGAGAUGGGUCCCCAGCGACGCAUCACUUUCAGUGAUGACAACUUCACCCAGAACUAUUAUAUCCAAGCGUUUCUGCGCGCACCUGCUGACACACCCCGCCAUGCCUGCACAAACAAACCUAACAGUUGGUUAGAGUCUCAUCUGAGUUCCUCAGCAGUGUAUAAUAACCUUCUGCUGCCUUGGUGGUCCUCAUAUACUCCACCACCAACAACCCUCUACUCAUGUCUGCCUCCCUAUAGACUCAGUUGUGCUGGGCCAGGUCUGCAUCUCAGUGCUGAUGGACGCUAACACAGGCCUUUAUUAGGAUAGAAGGCUAAUGUGUACAUUUGAUGGUAAUUGAAAAAAACAUGUAUGCAAAUCAUGUUAAAAAUGCUAUUAUUAAUGAAUGAAACUUCAUUUUGAAUACAUUUAAGAACACAAUUGUUUGAAGAAGACAGUGGGAAGAAGAAGAUUCUCACCCCCAUAUUCAAAUUUUUUUUUUUAUUGUUUAUAACUGUACAAUAUUUACUGGUGUGAUCAUAAUAUGGUCAUAAUGAAAUUAUUUUGAGAGUGCCUUUGAAGUGUUUUGCCUUUUAUAUUCUACAAAAUAUAGGAAAUGUUCUAAUUCUUAUUAACAACUGAAUUGUAGCACAUUUUUAAUAUUUGACUUUGAAGCAUGAAAUUAGAGAAGCUAUUAAUAUGAUAUUUCUCAUUAUCAUUCAACUUAAAUUACUGACCGAUUUGAAAGUAGUUGGUUGAUUUUAUUGAAGGAUAGUGAAACUAGGUGCUUCUCUACUUUGGUAUUUCCCUUUAUCGCCACUGUGUGAUUUCCCAGCAGAUGUCGAUUAACCGGUAAAAUCGAUCAUUACCAUGGCUUUCAACAGCUUACAACUCAUGUGAAAGAGUCGUCACCAUCUACUGCAGCGACCCUCUGGUGGAGGAUAAAGCGGUAGAUGAUGACUGACUGACACUACAUGCUUGUGUUUUGCAUGCAUGUAGUGUAUAGGCUAUUUUCUACCUUUUAAUAAUAAAAAAAAACUGCAAAAUAACUGCAAAACAUUUGUUUCAUGUAAGCUUUAGCCAAAUAUAUAUUGUACUUUUGUCUCUUUAGUGUUUUUAAUGACAUUUGA